Molecule: messenger RNA, 882 nt
Organism: Andrographis paniculata
Lineage: Eukaryota; Viridiplantae; Streptophyta; Magnoliopsida; Lamiales; Acanthaceae
Product: pectinesterase inhibitor 9-like
Exons: 1
Coding region: 83-724 (213 amino acids)
Biological process (GO): negative regulation of catalytic activity
Molecular function (GO): enzyme inhibitor activity
Source: RefSeq, a predicted model, not a curated record
UUACCACCAUCAUUACAUCCUAAUUAAUACAAUCUUCUCAUUCAUUCCUACAACUUUGAUUAUACCAGUUAUAGAUAUAUCCAUGAAGCUUAAAAGUAGGGUUUUCUUCUUCCUUCUUUCCCUCGUUAUCCUCACUAGCGUAGUCGAGGCUAGUCCUCGUAUCGUACACAAGCGCUCCCGUGCUAGAUCUUUCAUCGAAGCCCAAUGCAAGACUACGCUCUACUACGACUUAUGUGUCCGUUCCCUUUCAUACUAUCUUGGCAAUUAUACGAGCACCUUGAGUCGCCAAAGCUUAGCCCAAUUUGCACUUAAAGUGAGUCUUGUAAAGGCUCACUCCACAAAAGCUUAUGUGAUGCGAGUGACUAAGGCACUCGAGCUCGAGCAACUAGGAAAAACCUCGUAUUAUCUCCAAGUUAAGGAAUGCCUGGAUCAAAUAAAUGACGGGGUCAAACAACUGACAAAUUGCAUUAAGGAGACGCAGAAGAUCCAGGAAAACGGGGAAAGCACGGACUUCCGUUGGCGUGCUAGCAAUGUGAUGACAUGGAUGAGCGCCGCGGAGACGGAUGCAAGCACGUGCAUCAAUGGGAUAUCGGGCCGGGCCAUCGGGGGCAAGACCAAGGCCACCAUCAAGGCCAAACUUGUCAAUCUUGAGCAAAGUACUAGCAUUGCUUUGGCUUUGUUCAAUGGUUUCGCCGCCAGAUACAAGUCCUCGCACGUCCACUAGCCCAACUCAAGUUUCUUUAUUUAUUGUGUGCCGGAUCCGAGGGAUUCCAAAUACUAAUCUUUUAAGGGGCCAAAUUGUGAAUAGGCGUCAUUUUUUUGUUUCUGAAUUUCCCUUUCUUUGCUUCAACAAAUUACUAAUGAAUAAAACAAUUUGAUUGG